Molecule: messenger RNA, 264 nt
Organism: Paramecium tetraurelia
Lineage: Eukaryota; Ciliophora; Oligohymenophorea; Peniculida; Parameciidae
Exons: 2
Source: RefSeq, a predicted model, not a curated record
AUGGAUUAUAACAUUAUCAAAGCGAAAUUUUAUUUGUUAUUUCCAAGCUUAACAAUUUAUAAUCAAUUUAAACAUAGGCAUGCCUUAAAAUUCACUGACGAAUAUAUGAAUGAAAAAAUUCAAUAGUACAUUAGCAAGUUAAAUGAAGAUAAAAUGAUGCAAUAAAAUAAAUGGGAAAUAAGAUAUUAUGGGAACUCAAUAAACAGCCAAAUAAAAGGAUUUCAUUUGGGCAAGGAAUAAUAAUUAAAAUACGGAGGUACCUGA